AUCCGGUCGCCGUUAAGUCUCUCUUCGACUCCGCUGAAGAAACCUUCAACUCACCGGUUCACAUUCUUGUUAAAUCCGCCGGCGUCCUCGACGCCGAGUAUCCUACCAUAGCAAACACACCAGUUGAAACCUUCGACCGCAUCAUGAGCGUGAACGCAAAAGGAUCGUUUCUCUGCGCAAGAGAAGCGGCGAAGAGGCUAAAACGCGGCGGCGGAGGGAGAAUCAUUCUUCUGUCGUCGUCACUAGUAGCGGCUUUUAGGCCAGGUUACGGCGCGUACACGGCGUCAAAGGCGGCGGUGGAAGCGAUGACAAAGAUUCUAGCGAAGGAGUUGAAAGGGACGGGGAUUACCGCGAACUGUGUGGCUCCUGGACCUGUUGCGACGGAGAUGUUUUUCGAGGGGAAGACGGAAGAGACGGUGAAGAUAAUUGCGGAAGGUAAUCCGUUUGGUAGAAUUGGUGAGGUGAAAGAAAUUUCUACAGUUGUUGGAUUUUUGGCUACUGAUUCUGCUGAAUGGGUCAAUGGUCAAAUAAUUCGUGUCAAUGGUGGCUAUAUUGUUUGAAAGGCUUUGAUUAGUUCUUCCACGAGUUUGGGUAUCUUGUUAUAUAAAUAAAGAGGUGGAGACGAUUUCGAAAUCCAUGGCUUAGCAUAUUUUUUUCUUGGCUACAAUAUUCACUUUGCUUCUCAUGUUAUGUAUAGGAAAAGACUAAGUGAUUUUUGUAGGGUUUUAGGGUUGAUCCUACUCAAAAGCUCAAAAUUUAUUUUAGUGGAAAUCUCAAGGGAAACUUUUGGGGACUAUAGUAGGUCAAGCGAUUAGAUCGAUCCAAUGUAAUUCUCUGGUGUGAUAUUUCUAGACAAGAAGGAGAACCCUAAAAACUUAGGGAUGCCCUAAGAGCAAUUUUAGUCUCCCCCUUUUUAUGCUUGACAAUUUUAUUGUAAUUGAGUCAACAUGAGUAGAGCGUGAUCAGG
Vicia villosa (hairy vetch) is the source of this 967-nucleotide messenger RNA. Its product is annotated as NADPH-dependent aldehyde reductase-like protein, chloroplastic. The transcript has a single exon. Gene Ontology annotation, molecular function: oxidoreductase activity. The record is from RefSeq and is a predicted model, not a curated record. Lineage: Eukaryota; Viridiplantae; Streptophyta; Magnoliopsida; Fabales; Fabaceae. Bases 144 to 560 code for a protein of 138 amino acids.